This is a messenger RNA of Clunio marinus, 234 nucleotides long. The record is from the annotation of a GenBank genome assembly. NCBI's taxonomy places the organism in Eukaryota, Metazoa, Arthropoda, Insecta, Diptera, Chironomidae.
AUGGCAUUUUUCGGAAGAAAGUCACCUUUUGAAGCUUUGGUGAGCCCUGGAGUCAUGCUUGCUUGUAAAUAUAAUCAGUUUCGACAAAGAAGGAGAGAAGCACAAAGUAAAAAAGUUACUGAGCGUGAACUGACAGCUUUACAUCAUAAAAUAGAUUCGCGAGUAUUAAGUUGUACUUUUAUUAGUGUUGAGAUUUCAUUCAAUGCUACGUUAGCUCAAAAUCAAAGUUAUUAA